Molecule: messenger RNA, 3961 nt
Organism: Pogonomyrmex barbatus (red harvester ant)
Lineage: Eukaryota; Metazoa; Arthropoda; Insecta; Hymenoptera; Formicidae
Gene: Wdr33
Product: WD repeat domain 33
Biological process (GO): mRNA 3'-end processing
Cellular component (GO): mRNA cleavage and polyadenylation specificity factor complex
Molecular function (GO): protein binding
Source: RefSeq, a predicted model, not a curated record
AGUAAUGGCGUCUGCGGCGAGCGCACGAUAUUCUCGCGGUUCGUCUGUUACAUUGCGAGCUGGUUAUUGAGACGACCAGCUCAGUCCCAAUUUUUAUCGCUUUCGUCGAGAGCUCGUUGUGCAAUCGGCAGUAGUUUGAUCGCGUUUGUAAACGAAGCCCGAAGAUCUCGAGACGAUACGACGAUCUGCGAAAGCGUGGCGGUCGAACUGGUGGUUGUGUAUGUUGUACAUCGUCUCGUACAUCGUUAACGGAAAAGUUGAAAAGUAUUCGACUUUGAUAUUUGAAACGCUGAUUCAUUCGAUGCGGUGAUACUGGCUGUCCAUCCGAAUUGACUGAUAAUAAAUUGAAAAAUCUUCGGAAUCGAUCAUCUUAUUACAUUGUACACGGUCUGUGUGUUCCGUGUGUGUUGCAUGGAAUAAUGUAACGUGAUGUAAUGUUCUGCAAGAAUGAAUUCAAUGAUUCAUUAUAGAACUAUUAUUAUCAUGAACUAUGUCUGACCCUUGUUGUUUAUCUAAGCUGGACAACAUUUAAUCAAAAUUAAUUGUCUGCAUUUAUAUCUUCUGAUAAUGUCUGCAAAUACUCAAUUUGCAAAUCCACCACCAGCUGUAAGCUUACCCAACAUGUCCGUGCCACCACCUACGACUCCAAACUUGUCUGCACCACCACCAAAUUUAACCACUAUAAAUACAUCAGGAAGCUAUCAGCAUCGAUAUGCGAACCAUAGAGAGGGCAAUCGCGGGUUUUUCAAACCGUUUAGACCUUAUCAUGCUCCAAAAAUUGUUGCUGGGGGGCAGGAUACUCUCCAAGAUGAAUUUGAUGGGAAGAGGCUCAGGAAAUCCGUUAUGCGAAAAACUGUCGAUUACAAUUCCGCUAUCAUCAAAAGCUUAGAAAAUCGAGUAUGGCAACGGGACUACAGGGAUCGCCGCGCACUUCAGCCAGAUGUAAUAUAUUAUCCCGAUUUACUUCCUCCACCGAGUUACAUAGACAAUCCAAUAAAUGCAGUUACCACAAGGUUUGUAAAAACGGCUACCAAUAAAAUGCGUUGUCCAAUUUUUUGUAUGGCUUGGACACCAGAGGGUAGACGUCUCGUCACUGGCGCUUCGAGUGGAGAAUUUACAUUAUGGAAUGGCCUCACUUUCAAUUUUGAAACUAUUCUGCAGGCGCACGACAGCCCGGUGAGGACAAUGGUAUGGUCGCACAACGAAAGCUGGAUGGUAACAGGGGACCACGCGGGCUACGUGAAAUAUUGGCAGAGCAACAUGAACAAUGUCAAGAUGUUUCAAGCGCACAAAGAAGCGAUUAGAGGACUCAGUUUCAGCCCAACAGAUCACAAAUUGGCGACCUGUAGUGACGAUGGAACUGUCAGAAUUUGGGACUUCCUUCGCUGUCAUGAGGAACGAAUUCUUAGGGGUCACGGCGCGGACGUCAAGUGCGUGCAUUGGCAUCCCCAAAAGAGUCUAGUCAUUUCUGGUAGUAAAGAUAAUCAACAACCAGUGAAAUUGUGGGAUCCGAAGACUGGGCAAUCUUUAGCGACAUUGCACGCACAUAAAUCGACCGUGAUGGAUGUUAAAUGGAACGAAAACGGUAACUGGUUGGUGACCGCAUCAAGAGAUCACUUGUUAAAACUGUUUGAUCUCAGGAAUCUUAGCCAAGAGGUUCAAACUUUCCGUGGCCAUAAAAAAGAGGCAUCUAGCGUUGCAUGGCAUCCGAGUCACGAAGGUCUCUUCUGUAGCGGAGGUAGCGAUGGUGCUAUACUCUUCUGGCACGUAGGAGCGGACAAGGAAGUAGGAGCGAUAGAACAAGCGCAUGAUAGCAUAGUCUGGACAUUGGCUUGGCAUCCAUUGGGUCAUAUCUUAUGUUCUGGUAGCAACGAUCACACAUCCAAAUUUUGGACACGUAACAGACCGGGAGAUCUGAUGAGAGACAAAUAUAAUCUCAAUACAUUACCGGCGGGUGCGGCUGGUGUGGACGAUCACGAAAUCGCCGAUGAAGCAGCAGUGAUCCCUGGCAUGGGACCAGAGGACAGAAUCAACGCCGAUUGUGAAUCCGAGGACAAAAACGGCGGGAUCCCUGGUCUAGAUUUGGAUCACGCGGUGGACGAGGGCAAGAAAUUCGCCAACAAGAAAGUUCCGUAUAGUAAACCAAUACCGCGAAAUUUUCAAGCACAGUGGAACGAAAUGGAAGCCGAGGACAUCGAGCAAGUCGAAGCACUUAAUGCAUUCGUGAAUCAAUUAAUAGAAACAACACCGGGUGCAGUGCCUUUGAACGAAGUCACACCCAAUGCUAUUAUAUUAUACGGAAAAAUGAUUCCCGUAGAAUCUGGCUCUAAAUUGGCAGAAGCGAUCAGUAAAGGGACCGAUGCCAUAAAUAAAUUAGUAUCCUCUGGUGAGAUAGAAGAGUUACGGGAUGUGGUAGGUCCACCGGAUAAUAUAGACGAAGCCGAGGAAUAUUUGCAAGACGAUGGCGAAAUUGAUUAUUCCAAAGUACCCGACGUAGAUUUGCCGCCACCCUUGCCCAGCUCAAAAUUCGCACAGAAUCCGGAAUUGCUGAAAUCGUUGAAUCGCGGUGGCAAGCGCAAGUUUGAUCAGCUGAUCGGUUGGAGCGAUGGUGGAGCUAGCGAUCGUACAUCCAAAAUGCACCAGCCGGUCUUUGGUGGCGUAAUUACGGAGGAUUCGCAGUCCAGCGAUACCGAUUUGAGAUUUGGAAUCGGCAAAUCGAUCCUUCACCUCGCGGAAAGUAGUUCCUUCCAUAGCGGUCAAGACGAAGAUCACAGGAGAAGUGGUGUUCAUGUUGAUCCAACAAGGAGUAGUAAUCGCGGAGAUGAGGAUCUAAGGUUCAACAUGUCUGUCGGUAGACCCGGCUCGCGCAAUGAAUACGAUCCACGUGGCAACAGUUUCGCAGAUAAAGAUUUCCGUAACAUCGGCAGUUUCCUAUCAUCAAAGUCUUUAGAUGACGAUGAUUACGACGAUCUAGAGCAUGAUGAUGCCGGCGGUCGGUGGGACGAUGAGAAAACUGAAAGUUCGCGCGGCAAAUUGGAUGGCACGUUUGCUGGCAAUAACUUUGACAAGCGAGACAAUGGCAUAGCGAUGGGUCUCGGUAAUAGUAUGCAUGGUCAUAUAGUUAACAUGCCCCACCUGUCGAAUCAUCACAACAUGCAAAAUAUCAAUCCUAAUAUGCCGCCACCGAUACCAAGCCUAGUACCGCAUCCCAAUAUGUCACAGCAUCCUGGCAUGCAGGGUAAACCACCGCAUCCCGGUAUGCCCGGUAUAGAUGGCCCGAUGCCACCGCAUAUGAUGCCGCAUCAUCCGAACAUGCAUCCAGGUUUUGGGCCUAAUGGGCCGCCACCCGGUGGCUUCGGACCCAACUUCCGUCCGCCACCGAAUGGCAAUUUCGGCCCGAAUCACUUCAGACCAAAUCCGAUGUUGCCAUUCGGACCGAAUCAGGGUCCGCCGCCGUUCGGCAAUAAUUUCCAGGGACCGCCCAACUUUCGCGGACCCAAUGUCGGCCCAAUGAAUUUCGAUCGCCCGGGCUUUGGAUCCAAUUUCCGCGGUCAAAAUCCACAAGGUCAACUGAACAAUUUCAAUUCCAACUUUGGUAACUUUGGCAAGAACGGUCCCAAUCGUGGCAUGAGUCGUGGCGGUGGCGACAGCAUGGGCAGGAGUGGUUAUAAUAAUCGUGGUAGAGGACGUGACAACGAUCAACCGAGAGGAGGGAGGGGAAGGGACAAUUACUAAUUAGAGGAGAUUUCUCAGAAUAAGCGAUUAUUGAUAAUAUUCUUAUAUUUCGGUAUAAAUAGUUUUGCAAACUUUGUUCAGUGAAACUUUGACUUGAUAUAUAAUGUGCCGUUUCAAGAGCCGUGUCCUCACGUGUACAUAAGCAUACUACAUGCGUACGGUGCAUAUAUUCAUAUACAUGUAUGGUGUGUGUGUGUGUGUGUGUGUGUGUGUGUGUGUGUGUGUG